GACAAAAUGCUCAGUUAUCUACCUGCGAAUCUCCAAAUAGCUCGAACCUUCGUCACAGGUGCAUCGCUGUCCGUGGAUCGUUUUAUAAAUUACUUUUGUAAUGCAACCCACUCAUGAUCAAAACAAGUGUUAUCUUCUAAAUGAUUUUAAAAGAUAUGUCCUUUCAAUCACGAACACAGCGACAUUGUAAGGAAUGAACCACACCUUGGUUUCAAUCUGGGUAAAGUUACUUAAUUUAAACUUUAAAACAAAAUGCUGGCUCAUUCACUCUGCCAGACCUACAAAUACUGUACACGACAAUUAGCUGUAUCGAGGGCACUGAUCUGACACUAGUUUAAUUGUGUGAUUGUGAGUUAAUUACUCGCACCUACUCACAACCUAAGAGAGGUAAUUCCCAUCGAGUAAAUCGAAAGCGAGACUGUCUUGCUCAGAAACGACUUCGUACCACAAGGUGUGGUUUGUAAACAAAAUAAUUCAUGACGAUAACUUUUCACUAAGUACAAAUAUAAGAAAAAUUAUGUCUGGACGAACAACGAAUAAUUGUAACAUCUUACUAGCUGCUGCAUGUGUGCGAGCUGCUGCUCAUUCUGAAGCGAAACAUGUGACCACGUUCGCGGAUAAGGUGAUGGUCCCAGACCAUUCAUAUGCUGUCGGUAAUUCCGAUCCUGUGUGUAAAAUGUUAGACGAAAUAUGCCUAAAGCAGAAAGAAAAAGACCAUACUUAUUCUGCAUCAAGUCGUUUAGGCCGAACACCUAUAGUGAAAUCCCAGUCGCUUGGGGUUCAGCAAGGCAAAUGUCAAACUGUAAGUGAGCCCAUUCCGAUUCAUCAUUUACGUAGAAGUUCGUCAGAGGACAAUUUACCUCGUGUUGAGUUUAAAUCGGAGGAGAACAAAGCACGUGUUGGAUUAGGUCAGUGUCAUGCAGUGGCAGCCCGAAAAUCUAUGUCUUUUGAACGUGUGCACACAGCUAUGGACUUGAGUUCUGUUUCUUCACUUGUGCCAAAAGUGCCAGUCCAUGGUAAAUACGGCAUUCAGGUGCCAGAGACAAGUAAAUCAGUGGCAGCCCCAUCCUGGCCGAGAAAAGAGGAUCACACAUACGCCACUUUCAGUGGUGAUUGCAAGAUAACUCAGGGACACGAAAACGUAACUGUAGCCCUAAAUCCUGCUCAAGAUGUGAGACUGCUGGCCAAGACUAACAACAGUGAAUUAGCAUCACUGGGACUUAAUCGUCAUGAUCAUACUUACGAUAAGGCAAAGCAGCAUAUAUGCACCAAGCUCAGCUCAGCAGAUUUUGCUUUACUUGCCAGAGGCAAGGCAGCAUUAUUAAGUAAGGACCAUACUUAUUUCAGCAAUUGUAUUAAUGUCUCGAAGUGCUAUGGCACUGAAGGAGGGACAAUAGCAAAAUCUAGGAAGCAGAUGAACCUUGUGUCAAAGUCUUGCAGCAUGGGCCACAUAGGUCUAGUGGGAAUGGCACAUCAGCACCAUAUCCUGGUACCUACUGACCAUAACUACAGUGCUUCAGCCUGAUAACUGGUUCUUCUGUGAUGUACAUUCCUUACUAUGAGGUUUUGUCUUAGAGCUUCCACCAGAGCUGAUCGACCACACAGUGCAAUGAUGCAAAAGGCUGUGCUGAAAAGAUGGAGUGCUAAGUAAAACACUGCCAGUGGAGGAUUUAAGACUAACCAGAAAUGAAAUACGUACGAUUGCUUUUGGAAAAUGUUCAAGAAUAUGCUUUAGCGUUAUAGCAGGCUAUUUUUUUCUCCAGACUCAGCAGUGAACUUUUUCAUUAGCACACAAUUCAUUGCAAACAUUGUUAAACUUAAAAGUAAUGUGAAUUAAAUUAAUUGCAUCUUCUACUUACAGUAUAACAGUGUGUGAGAAUAGCAUCCAUUUCACUCCUGCCUUUGUUUACUGUAUCCCCCACCUAUGCUAUCAAAUGAUAUGUAUUAAGCAGCAUAAUCUGUUUUUAAUAUGUUGACUGUAAAAGAAGUUGAUGUAGGCAUGAGUUAACUGUGCAUGGAGUGGAAUAAAUUCACAGGGUAGUAUAAGCCCCAUAGAAAUGUCUUUCAUUGUAAACCAAUUGGAUAGGCUGGAGAAACCACAACAAAUUAUCGCUUACAGUUAUGAUAGUUUUCCUUUUUUUUAUCUAUUUAGUUUAAUUGUAUAAAGCAUUAAUUCAUAUUGCACAUGACUAUAUUAACAACGAUAUCUCAGAUAUGUGGGGUAUAAUAGAGUGCAGUGCAGUGACUUUACAAAAUGCAAAUCUUGUUAACAUGAUGGAAUGCAUUAUGGAAUAAAGUAUUUUGAGUGCCAAGCC
Messenger RNA from Pomacea canaliculata, 2315 nucleotides. RefSeq lists its product as uncharacterized. The record is from RefSeq and is a predicted model, not a curated record. The transcript has 2 exons. Lineage: Eukaryota; Metazoa; Mollusca; Gastropoda; Architaenioglossa; Ampullariidae. Bases 518 to 1525 code for a protein of 335 amino acids.